Molecule: messenger RNA, 678 nt
Organism: Lineus longissimus
Lineage: Eukaryota; Metazoa; Nemertea; Pilidiophora; Heteronemertea; Lineidae
Exons: 1
Coding region: 1-678 (225 amino acids)
Source: RefSeq, a predicted model, not a curated record
AUGGCCAAGGAUAACAACCAGGAGUACACGAUUAGUUGGGAGGAAGCGAUUUUGAAAAUCAAUAUCAAAACUAUUGCCGAACAUGUUCGCCUUAGCCAUGAGGAACGUCUUUUGCAAGGACCCGCCAAAUAUCCCGGUUCAACAUCGGUUCAAAUGAAGUUUUAUACACGUGGCGCCAACCGUUCGGAUUUGUCAGAAAAUAACUUGUUACAGGGUCGUUUACCGGGAAGAAUCGUCGUAGGAUUGGUGGAGUCCGACGCUUUCAACGGAACGCUGGACAAGAACCCGUUCAACUUUCAACACUUCAAUGUGUCGAGUAUUACGUUGCGACAAAACCGAACGCCAGUACCGUUUGAAACGAUCAAACUCGAUUACGGCAACGAUCAGUUCCUACCCGGUUACUUCACGGUAUUACACGGAACUAACGUUUGGGGAACUGACCAGGGAAUAGGUAUAAACGCGAACGAGGAUUAUCCGAAAGGAUACGCUCUCUACGUCUUCAACCUGUUAGCAGAUGAUUCAAACGGUUCCAAUUUCAACUUGGUACGUGAAGGAAACAUAAGUCUUGACAUUCGUUUGAAAGAACCAGCCGAUAAGAGUAUAACUAUUGUAGUUUAUAUGGAAUUCGACGCUAUUGUGGAAAUUGACAACAAUCGCACAGUCACCUUCAAUGAAUAA